AUGACUUGUCUCAACGUGAAGUAUAACAAUGACAAGUCCAGGGACUACACCAACCCGACUCUGCCGUCUGGAGACGGCGAUACCCACCAGCUGUUGACCAGUGGUGGUGUUCUAGCACCUCCAUUCCUUGGCCUCGGAUCAGGAUUGGCCUCACCGUACGGCGUUGGAGUUGGAGGAGUCGGCCUGCCAGCUUUCGGAGCCCUAACUCUGACUCCAGCCUCACCGGCCCUUCGAGCUCUCGCCGCGCCGCCGUUGCCCCUAGCAACCGUCCUCCUCGUGUCCAACCUAAACGAAGAGAUGGUCACGCCUGACGCUCUCUUUACCCUUUUCGGAGUGUAUGGUGAUGUGCAACGAGUGAAGAUCCUAUACAACAAAAAAGAUUCAGCUUUGAUUCAGAUGGCGGAACCUCACCAGGCUCAUCUAGCAAUGACUCACAUGGACAAGCUGCGUGUCUUCGGAAAAGCCAUGCGCGUGAUGCUUAGCAAGCACCAAACCGUGCAGUUGCCGAAGGAGGGCCAACCAGACGCUGGACUUACACGUGACUACUCGCAAAGCCCACUGCAUAGAUUCAAGAAGCCGGGAAGCAAAAACUACCAAAACAUCUACCCGCCCAGUGCUACUCUGCAUCUCUCCAACAUUCCAGCGACCGUCUCCGAGGAUGACAUAAAGGACGCGUUCACCAAACGCGGAUUCACUAUCAAGGCAUUCAAAUUCUUCCCGAAGGACCGCAAGAUGGCGCUCGUGCAACUUCCGUCCAUAGACGAUGCGGUGGCGGCUCUCAUCAAGAUGCACAACUACCAACUGUCAGAGUCCAACCACCUUCGAGUCUCCUUCUCCAAGUCAAGUAUCUAA
Molecule: messenger RNA, 852 nt
Organism: Pieris macdunnoughi
Lineage: Eukaryota; Metazoa; Arthropoda; Insecta; Lepidoptera; Pieridae
Source: the annotation of a GenBank genome assembly